UCCAACUUUAAAGGACGUGGAUGAAAAAAGCCCUUGCGUUUCAUAUCCUCUCAUCCCUUUAAUCUUCAUAUACACACAUCAAAUACACCUUCAUUCCCUUCCAUUUUACACACACAAAUCUGAAAUCUCCCCUGCAUUACAAUGGCUAAAUGGGUAUUAUCAGAAUGUGGUGUAAGCCCACUUCCGAGAUUAUACCCUAAGCCAAGAACCGGAAUCCCCUGUUCCAAUUCCAACGAAAUCAGGAAUACAAUUCCCACAUUCAAGACCUCUAAUUCAGUCACAAUGCGUUCUUCAUUAUCAAGAAUGUGUAGAGAUAGGAAUUGGGGUUUGAAGGUGAGUGCACCAGUGUCAAUGCAGUAUGUGGAUGAUGAUGAAAAAGAUGAGUUUAAUCCUGGGGCCCCACCACCAUUCACAUUGGCCGAUAUUCGAGCUGCUAUACCGAAACAUUGUUGGGUUAAGGACCCUUGGAGGUCCAUGAGCUAUGUUUUCAGAGAUGUGGUGAUUGUUUUCGGGUUAGCCGCUGUGGCGGUUUACUUUAAUAAUAUGGUGGUUUGGCCACUUUAUUGGAUUGCUCAGUCUACCAUGUUUUGGGCUCUCUUUGUUCUUGGACAUGAUUGUGGACAUGGAAGCUUCUCCAAUAAUCCAAAACUUAAUAGUGUAGCUGGUCAUCUUCUUCAUUCUUCAAUUCUUGUACCUUACCAUGGAUGGAGAAUUAGCCACAGAACUCAUCACCAGAACCAUGGGCAUAUUGAAAACGACGAAUCUUGGCAUCCGUUAUCUGAGAAGAUAUACAGAAGUUUAGAAAAUGCUACAAGAAUUUUGAGGUUUUCUUUGCCUUUCCCCAUGUUGGCAUACCCUUUCUAUCUGUGGAGUAGAAGCCCAGGAAAGAAAGGUUCUCAUUUUGACCCGAACAGCGAUUUAUUUCUCCCUAACGAAAGGAAAGACGUCAUUACAUCAACAGUGUGUUGGACAGCCAUGGCUGCAUUGCUUGUGGGUUUAAACUUCGUAAUGGGUCCUCUUCAAAUGCUGAAGCUAUAUGGCAUCCCUUAUUGGGGGUUCGUCAUAUGGCUCGAUCUAGUUACUUACUUGCAUCAUCAUGGCCAUGAAGAUAAACUACCAUGGUACCGUGGAAAGGAAUGGAGCUAUUUAAGAGGGGGACUAACGACACUUGAUCGUGACUAUGGUUGGAUCAAUAACAUCCAUCAUGAUAUCGGAACACAUGUCAUACAUCAUCUCUUCCCUCAAAUUCCUCAUUACAACCUAAUAGAAGCAACCGAAGCUGCCAAGCCAGUUUUUGGCAAGUAUUACAGGGAGCCAAAGAAAUCUUGGCCGCUUCCAUUUCACUUGCUUGGAGUUCUUGUAAACAGUCUAAAGAAAGAUCACUAUGUGAGUGAUGAAGGAGAGAUUGUAUACUAUCAAACGGACCCCCAAAUUUCUGGAAAAUAGGGAUCAAAUCUGUCAAGAUCCAACAAGAGAAAGGGAUAUGCCAGAAGAGCAAAUGAUUCUUUUCUUGACAAGAAUUUUUUUUAAGAAGACAUUCCGAGGCUGUUUAGGAAUAUGUACGUAUUCAUUUUUUCUGACACGAAAAUAUUGAAAACAGAUAUACUUGAGGAUGAUAAGAUUUAGUAUGGGAUGAUCGAACAUUGUGACCAUGGUUGAACAAACCGUUAGAUCAAUUAAUGAUCACAUACAAACUAAUUUUGAUUCAAUUCCAACAUGUAAUAUAAAUGGUAUGCAUUUUGUUUUCC
Erigeron canadensis is the source of this 1748-nucleotide messenger RNA. RefSeq names its product omega-3 fatty acid desaturase, chloroplastic. The coding region runs from base 142 to 1446 and encodes 434 amino acids. The transcript is spliced from 8 exons. Gene Ontology annotation, biological process: lipid metabolic process. Lineage: Eukaryota; Viridiplantae; Streptophyta; Magnoliopsida; Asterales; Asteraceae. Gene Ontology annotation, molecular function: oxidoreductase activity, acting on paired donors, with oxidation of a pair of donors resulting in the reduction of molecular oxygen to two molecules of water. The record is from RefSeq and is a predicted model, not a curated record.